CCUAAUUACUUCGGAAGUUCGAACCUCAGGUAUGGCCUGACAUAAGACUUUGAUAAACGGUUAAUAGCCAGUAUGUCCGUGACUUAAUGGACACGUGGAUGAUGAAGCCGGACAAUGGAUUAGAUCGGGGAACACAACGUACGGUGGAGAGCGAUUUGCGCUCAUCGCACGGUUGGAUUGAGAUGGUAGUGGAGAUAUUUUUGACUUGUUUUUUCAGGUAUGAUUUGUGUCCGAAUUCUUCACCACAGUAGGGCCCAAAUUAGGCCCGGUCCACAAGGAGAGAGCAAUAACAAACUUCAUCGAAUUCGGAAGAAUCUCGCGCGAUUUCUGAUUUGUCUCCGUUCUCCAGAUCAAAACCCCUAUUCCAAAACCCUCUGUUUCUCCGAUAACCCCAAAUUCAGAGAACCAUUACGCAAAAUUCUCCAAAAUGCAGAGCCAGAAGCGGGUAAUAUGCCCCAAAAACGAAGAGCUCGUAUCGUGAUGGUGAUACCAGUGCGCAGGAGGGGAUGCUUCGGAAGCAGUGUAUCAAUGCUAUUAGUGCCACUGCUAGUAGGAAUAUCUUCCGAUUGGUUUGAGGCAAUGACCAGUGAGUCUCAUGGCGAGGAAAUGAACUUGGUUUUCUGGAAGCAAAAGCUAUUUGCUUCAUUAUUGCUGUCACGAACUACCGACCUCCUCGAUGAGACGUAUGUCCGACUAAUAACUCAAGGGCCUCAUCAAAAUUAA
Hevea brasiliensis (rubber tree) is the source of this 723-nucleotide messenger RNA. RefSeq lists its product as uncharacterized. The record is from RefSeq and is a predicted model, not a curated record. The coding region runs from base 220 to 723 and encodes 167 amino acids. NCBI's taxonomy places the organism in Eukaryota, Viridiplantae, Streptophyta, Magnoliopsida, Malpighiales, Euphorbiaceae. The transcript is spliced from 2 exons.